This is a messenger RNA of Hirsutella rhossiliensis, 255 nucleotides long. RefSeq lists its product as uncharacterized. The coding region runs from base 1 to 255 and encodes 84 amino acids. The record is from RefSeq and is a predicted model, not a curated record. The transcript is spliced from 2 exons. Lineage: Eukaryota; Fungi; Ascomycota; Sordariomycetes; Hypocreales; Ophiocordycipitaceae.
AUGCCCAAGGACACUGCCUCCGUCGCCCUAUCGGCGGUCCCCUUGGCCGUGCCCGCCUCCGCCACCGCCGCUGCCCCUGCCGCCGCCGCUGGCCGCCGCCCCUCUGCCCCCGGAGCCGCCGCCGCCACCGACUGGCUUGCGGGCUUAGAGGGCCGCCUUAGCGCCCUAGAGACCGCCGCCGCCGCCAAUAAGAAGGAGGAGGCCGACGAGGACGACGAUAACGAAGAUAAUAAUAAUAAUAACGAUAAGGAAUAG